This is a messenger RNA of Amoebophrya sp. A25, 2999 nucleotides long. The record is from the annotation of a GenBank genome assembly. NCBI's taxonomy places the organism in Eukaryota, Dinophyceae, Syndiniales, Amoebophryaceae.
UUUUCAUUGAUCUCUUACGUUUCAGAGUAAACAUGUAACCAAGGUUUUGCUGUACUAAGGAAAAGGAGCAUGCGAAAACUGCUCCCGUUACUUAGGGUGUUCUGUUGUGGCGGCCUUGGCCGGGGAUUUGGCGGUCCUCCAGCAGGUCUUACGCCUGCCAUGGGAUCCAGCACAAAAAUGCAACGUCGGAGGCUACCGAGUGAGUACCCAACCACGAACGAUGGUACCACGAGACCUAAGCUCCUCGUUUCAUAUGCGACCAACACGGACGAGGCCAAGAUACUCGACGCCGUCGAGGACGGCGUAAACGUUAUAUGCUGGUUUGCUGCCGACUUGCGAGUAGUUGAAAACGCCACUACUGGGCAAGAGAACAAAGACUCAGAAACACGUAUUGUGGAAAAACUAAUCGAGGAUUCUGAUUCGACAUCCAUGCGAAAACAUCAUCAUCGUGAACUUGCUGAGAAGGAGGACACGGAGCACAUCACUAAAAACAAGUCUAACAAACAAUAUAGUUGGCAUGACAUACGCAUUGAUUUCAGGCCUGAAGUCGGAAAAGUUGCCAAGAUUGCUUUAGAGAUCCAGAGCAAAUAUGCAAAUCGUCACGUGAGACACCUAGUUGUCUUUGGUGGCUGGAACGCGCCGCACAUCGUCUGGCCUAGUACUAUGGAAGAGGACCUCCAAAGUUCUUUGACAGGGGAGGACUUUUUUCGAGCUUUCGACGUUUGGAACCGCGAUAUUGUGAGUCGUGGGGAAUAUUAUGACAAGCAGGUUGUACAAAUUUACAGACAUACGCCUGCCUGUGUUUCUUACUUUGAUCUUGAUUUUGCAUGAUUGUCAUGUAGCUCUAGCUCCACGUUGGGUGAGCUACGACUGGAAGCACUAACAAGGUGAGUAGUCGUUGUAGUUUGUAAUUGUAAUCGUCGCUACUGAUGCGACUUUCUUUUUCUAAACAAACGGAUGGGAUGGCUUUGAUGGCAUCGACUGGGACUGGGAGGGCCAUGAUAACCGUGACGCAGCGACGAGCAUUUUCUCGCGGUAUACGUUGGACGUCAUGGGACAGAUGAUUAUGCAACUUGUUUGUGUACUCGAGUUUGCCGUCAUAGUACUAAAUUAUUUUUGCAAUAUUAUUUCGUUUUCGAUAGCCACAGCUAGGUGGAGGUUUCGAUUACCACACCUCGUCUAAUACCAGCGUGGCGGCAAAAAAAGCCGGCUACAUAGUCGCUAUGGCACCUGCGCAGAGCUAUCUCGAUCCACGUUGUUGUUGUACUCGACCUGGAAGCAACGACCUGACAGGCACUGGUAUGGGAGAGGGCAAUUUGAUACUACAUUCGGUUUGAACUUUAAGUAGAUAUUUGGAAAGAUUUCCAUUUGUUUUUGUUCCGUGUUUCUGUGCAUCUCGCAUGCUUUAUUUCUACUCCUGGAAAAGACAAAACAGGCUAGAUCUUCUGCUCUAGACUUCCUUCAUAAAUCGAUCUCUCUGCGAUUUUUCAUUCUCGCUGAAGCUGCCACCCGCACCGGUAAAAUGGCAUCCUGAGUUUAAGCAUCAGGGCCGAAAUUGUUACGCCUAUGCUUUAGGGAAAUACGGAAAGACAGUUAAGGUGAGUUCCUUGAAAAUGUGUUCGUGAGUAGUCAGGGUUGCUGAAAUUCUCUUUUUCUCACGCUCCAUCCCUGGUGGUUGUGGUAGCGACGGCACGACCUCUAGAGAAAACAUCAAACUCUAAAAUAUUUCUCGAUGAACAUGGAGCUGGAGGAAACGAUUAUGCUCCUUCCGACGAGUUGACAACAUCCGGAGUACCGCCAGAUGAAGGUCACACGCAAGACCGACAGGUCGUCGUGGAUACCUUUGAUUUCGUUUCACUGCAGCUCUACGAAACCAACUCGUUGGCCCUCUAUGAAACCCAUAACAACACUGUAGACGUCGGCAGUUACUUAUCCGCAUUAGCAUCGGACUUCUCGCGCGGCUUCCGCAUUCGUAUACCAUCUGACAGCGAGGAAGAUGUUACUACAAUUACAAAUAGCAUGCUGCAACAAGAACAAGAAAAACAGAAACGGGGACAUGACAUCAUUAGCGCCGUGCAGCAAAGCCAAAGAGGCGUUCAUCUUGAGAACAAAGAGCAAUCCUUUACCAGCGACGAGUCGUGGGACGUCAGUAUAGAUACCAAGACGCAGUUAGUGUGGGGCUUCUCUUUUGGACCGAAAAGCCGGGAACAGGCGUUCUACUUUGAUCACUUCCGACAGAUCGACUGGAGCGAAGUCGCCGGCGCAAUGUUUUUUAUGAAGAUAGACUGACGUUUCAGUUACCAGUUCCAUGACUUUGAGUAUACGUUUGGGUCCUAAAGAGGUUUCAAAUAUCUUCCUUGCUAGCUAUAUGAUUCACGAAAAUAUGCCGAUACUAGAUUAGAUCAUAGUUGCAUGUAGGACGAGAUGGACAUAGACGUAUGGUACGUGGUUACCUAACAUUAAAUAUAUUUGUCAGAAAUGCAUGUUCACUUUCAGAUCUUGAAGUGAGUAUCAAACAGUUUCAAAUCCCAUUAUCCUCUUUUUCGACGUCGCCGCUUUCUCCCACUCCUCCCUGGCACGCUUCAUGUUCCGGGAAAUCGCGUUGGACAAGACAGGGUUUGAAAAUGAGACGGAAAGAGAUCCCUCCAAGUGGCUCCACAUGGCUAAGGGAUUACACGAUGCGAUGACAGCGUAAGCAAGGGAUGGCGAGUUUUUAGCUAGAGGACUUUAUGAAUGCUGGCGCGGUUUGGUCAUAAAGUCAGCGAACAACUUCGUCACUCUUCUUGAGCUAGAAGCGUCUCCUUUUGAUACGGAUUUCCUUUUCAUACAGAAAUGCGGCUGUAUGUCGAAGAACAAAACAAUUCCUUAUACCAUAGAUACAGCAUUACAUAUCGGAAUAAGCAGAAUACUACGCAUAGUUUAGAUGAAAGUUCUAUACUGAAACAAUGUGAAGAGAAGAAACAGGGCGGGUGGUAUUGCCUUGUGGUGCAAAAUUUUGG